AUGGGAGCACAAAUAAGUGGCAGAAUAUUUAAUGGUGUAUCGGUGGAAAUUGAAGACAACCCUUACUUCGCGAGUCUAGGCCACUGCGGCGCUGUGAUCAUAUCUGAUGAAUACUUACUGACUGCUGCACAUUGUGUUGACAAUGGAUCUGAAAACCCUGUUGUUUAUGUUGGCGGAAAUACACAAGCCAAUAGCCAAGUAGUUUAUUAUGAUAAAGUGAUUCUUCAUCCAAACUAUAUAUAUCUUAUCGAUAUUCCUCUUAAUGAUAUUGCUAUCGUGCAUCUUCAAAAACCAUUGCAGUUUUCAGAGAAAAUCCAGCCAUUGAAAUUGCCAACGCGUAAAGCCUCUAAAAAUUCACCAUUUGUUUUAACUGGUAGAGGGAUGGAUGAGACGGGAAACUUGACGGAAAUCUUGAAAAGAAUGUAUGUUAUGAAAUUGUCGAACGAAGAAUGUGUAUCUGUGUUACCUUAUUAUAUUUACGGUGAUUCUGGAGGUCCUUUAGUUCAAGAGGGUGUUAUCUACGGAUUAGCUUCAUUUGGCGGAAAUGAUUGCAGAACUAGCACAGUGGGUUUCUACACGAAUGUACUUCAAUAUGUUUCUUGGAUACGUUACAUUACUGGAUUGUAG
This is a messenger RNA of Leptidea sinapis, 627 nucleotides long. Its product is annotated as chymotrypsin-1-like. Gene Ontology annotation, biological process: proteolysis. The record is from RefSeq and is a predicted model, not a curated record. Bases 1 to 627 code for a protein of 208 amino acids. Lineage: Eukaryota; Metazoa; Arthropoda; Insecta; Lepidoptera; Pieridae. The transcript has 5 exons. Gene Ontology annotation, molecular function: serine-type endopeptidase activity.